Molecule: messenger RNA, 2889 nt
Organism: Fulvia fulva
Lineage: Eukaryota; Fungi; Ascomycota; Dothideomycetes; Mycosphaerellales; Mycosphaerellaceae
Product: Importin alpha re-exporter
Exons: 2
Coding region: 1-2889 (962 amino acids)
Biological process (GO): protein export from nucleus; protein import into nucleus
Cellular component (GO): cytosol; nuclear envelope
Molecular function (GO): nuclear export signal receptor activity; small GTPase binding
Source: RefSeq, a predicted model, not a curated record
AUGUCUGUCGAUCUGCAGUCGGUGGCGAACCUCCUCGCGGCCAGCUUGGACCCCAGACAGAACAAGCAGGCUGAACAGUCGUUGAAGAGCGCAGAGGCCAAGCCCGGAUUCUCGCUCGCUCUCCUCCAGAUCGUCGCCGCAGAGUCUUUCCCCAUCAACACUCGACUCGCAAGCGCAUUAUUCUUCAAGAACUUCGUGCGGCGGAACUGGACGAACGAGGAUGGCGAGCACCAACUCCCCGCGAACGAGGUCUCCACCAUCAAGAGCGAGCUGAUCGGCUUGAUGGUCAAGGUCCCUUCAGCCCUGCAGGCGCAACUCGGUGAUGCUAUCAGCGUCAUUGCAGACAGCGACUUCUGGGAGAGGUGGGACACUUUGGUCGACGAUCUUGUUUCACGACUGACCCCGGACAACGCAAACGUCAACAAUGGUGUAUUGCAAGUGGCACAUUCGAUCUUCAAGAGAUGGGAGCCUUUAUAUCGAUCCGAUGAGCUGUACACCGAGAUCAACCACGUACUGUCGAAGUUUGCAGGACCAUUCCUACAGCUAUGGGAGAACACCGAUCGUCAAAUCACCGAGAACGAGAACAAUCCAGUAGAGCUCCAGGCACACUUCUCGACACUCGAUUUGAUCAUCAAGCUCAUGUACGAUCUUUCAACGCACGACAUGCCACCACAAUUCGAGGACUCACUCGGCGUCAUCUCGACAUUACUCCACAAAUACCUUACGUACGAAAACCCUGCGCUGGAUACCGGCGACGAGGCUGAACCAGGCCCGCGGGAGCAAGUAAGAGCAGACGUCUUCAGGGUGCUGGUCCUCUACACUCGGAAGUACGAUGAGGAGUUCAAGCAGUAUAUCACACAGUUCAUUGGAACAUCAUGGAAUCUGCUCACUACACUGGGCCCAGAAGCCAACAACGAUUUGGUGGUCAGCAGAGCUUUGGAGUUCUUGACCACAAUUGCGGGCAUUCAAGAGCAUGCACAGAACUUCAACAGCCCGGAAGUGCUUGGACAGGUCACAGAAAAAGUUGUGAUACCAAACUUGUCACUAAGAGAAUCAGACAUUGAAACUUUCGAGGAUGAACCGAUCGAGUACAUUCGACGAGAUCUGGAAGGCUCCGACGAUGACACGCGACGACGAGCAGCCACUAACUUCCUACGAAAGCUGAUGGAGGCGUUCGAGAAGCCAGUGACUGAGGUGGUUACUCGCUACGUCGAUCACUUCUUGGGCGAGUACAGGAAAGACCAGAGCGCAAACUGGAAGGCCAAGGAUACUGCCGUGCAUCUCUUCUCUGCCAUCGCUGCAAAGGGAACAGCGACCGCGGCAAAGGGCAUUCUGAGUGUAAAUCCCUACGUCAGCGUGAUUGAUUUCUUCCAGAAGAAUGUUGCAGAGGAUCUGACCAACCCGAACGCCGAAGCAUUGCUCAAGGUCGAUGCGAUCAAGUACUUGUACUUGUUCCGAAGCAUACUCUCGGCAGAUCAAUGGCAAGCGGCCUUUCCGUUGCUUGUGCAGCAUCUCAACUCUUCGAACUACGUUGUCUACACCUAUGCAGCAAUCGCCGUUGACCGAGCCUUGUAUCUCACGGACGAACAGCGACAGCCCAUCAUUCCACGCGAGAGCAUAAUUCCACUAGCAAAGGAUCUACUGCAGCACCUCUUCAAACUGGUUACCAAGGAUGCAAAGCCUGAAAAGGUGCAAGAGAAUGAAUUCCUGAUGAAGUGUGUCAUGCGAGUGCUCAUCGUCAUUCGAGAGGCAAUGGUGGAUAUCGUCGACCUGGUACUCACAAACCUCGUCAACAUCACCAAAGUCAUUCGCCACAAUCCCUCGAAUCCAGGCUUCUGCUACUACCACUUCGAGUCGUUGGGCGCGCUGAUCAGGUUUGCUGGACCCACCCAACCAGAGAAGAUCGAAUCGAGUCUGUUCCCUACCUUUAUGGAAGUGCUCCAAGGCCAGGUCGAAGAGUUCUCGCCUUACAUCUUCCAGCUAUACGCACUCAUGGUGGCCACAAACCCUUCGGGUCAGCUGUCGAGCAACUUUCAGCGACUGGUGCAACCGAUCCUCGUGCCUACAAUGUGGGACAGCAGAGGCAAUGUACCAGCUCUGACCCGCCUGCUAGUCGAGAUCAUCCCUCGCGGCGCUGAGCAGAUAGCCGCCGCAAACCAGACGGAGGCUCUUCUCGUUAUCUUCCAGAAGCUUGUGAGCAGCAAAGCAUACGAGACUCAUGCGAUGGAUCUGAUUGAGGCGAUCGUCCGCAGCUUUUCGGUCACUGCUCUCGAGAACUACUGGCAAUCGAUACUGCAGCUCAUGUUCCACCGGUUAUCGAACUCGAAGACGGAGAACUUCACUAUUCGCUUCGUGCGGUUCUACCACCUAGUAUCAGCACUGGUCGAUAAGGGCCUUGGAGCCGACUUCUUCAUCGCUGUUGCCGACAAAGUCCAGGCCAACGUCUUCACACCCAUUUACACCACCAUCAUCCUUCCAGAUACACAAAAGCUCAGCCGACCUUUUGAUCGCAAGACGGCCUGCAUAUCGCUUACCCGCACCCUUGCAGACAGCCAGGCAUUUGUCGACCGCUAUGCCAAGCGCGGAUGGACGAUCACUUGCGAAGCACUCCUCAAGCUCCUUAUCAACCCGCCAUUGCCACAAGCAGCCGACGAUACGAUCGAGGAUCGCGAUGUUGACGAGCUCGGAUUCGGUGCCGCAUUCACGCAACUCAACGCAUGCAAGCGCCCAGCUUCCGACCCGUGGCCAGAAGUCCAGGAUGUCAAGGCAUGGGUCGGCACAACACUGAAAGAGGCGGACCAGAGACACAAUGGCAGGAUCGGCCAGUUCGUCCAAGGCAAACUUGACGACCAAGGCAGAGCAGCACUACAGAGUGUCAUGCUUAGAUAG